Sphaeramia orbicularis (orbiculate cardinalfish) is the source of this 3146-nucleotide messenger RNA. RefSeq names its product hemicentin-1. NCBI's taxonomy places the organism in Eukaryota, Metazoa, Chordata, Actinopteri, Kurtiformes, Apogonidae. The record is from RefSeq and is a predicted model, not a curated record. Gene Ontology annotation, biological process: homophilic cell-cell adhesion; heterophilic cell-cell adhesion. The transcript has 14 exons. Gene Ontology annotation, cellular component: adherens junction. Bases 74 to 2857 code for a protein of 927 amino acids.
CACACUUUAAAUACUCAUAUGCCUUAUACAUACACUCAGUUAAUCCAGUUCUAUUUUACUCAAUGACACCAUCAUGGGAUGUUCAAGGCUGCUGAUUUUGGGUCUUGUCCUAAAUAUUGCUCACUGGUCGGAAAUUUUGGGUUUCAAUGAAGAGUCACUUCUGGAGAUCCCACGCAAUGUUACAGGAGUCCUAGGAGAAGAUGUGCACCUGGGCUGCAGAUAUCUGGGCAAGGAUGAGAUCACUGCUGCAGAAUGGAAACGGGAGAGUGAAUCUAAAAUUAGCAAGCGGCUGACAGGGUUUAUCAAUGGAAGGCCUUUUAACCGUGACACCGAUUUCUCAGUCCCACACUCUCUCACAAACCUCACAGUCAGAAUGAACGUGACCAAUGUGAAAGCAGAGGGAGUGUAUAAGUGUAAGUUUAUGACAGAAGAUGAAGAAAUUGCUGACACUGUAUUCCUCAGUGUAGUAGCCCGGCCUGACAUACAGAUCCAAGUGAAUGCAGAGAUUAUCAACGGCACUCACCACCAGACAGUGACAUGCUUCGCUGAUGGGGGCCGGCCCACGCCUCAGAUCAGCUGGCUGGUUAACAACCGCCCUCCUUCAAAUGAUGUCUUCAACAUAGAUGAUGAGGAAACUAUUCACCCAAAUGGUACCUCCACCCUAAGCAGCAGCCUGCAUUUCCCCACCCACUUGCAGGACGAGGACAGUGUGACCUGCAUGGUUCAACACCUGACCCUCCCAAAACCAAAACUCACCACAGUGAGGGUGGACACCUACCUGAGGCCGAAUGUGAGCAUUAAAGCAGAGAUGGUACAACAAAGAGGAAGUGAGUUCUGGGUGGUCUCUUGUAUUUCAUCUGGGGGGAGACCCAACACUGACAUCUCUUUGGCUUUGGACACCGAUGAGGAUCUGCAGACAGAGGAUGAGACAGGCACAGACUCACAAACCAUCUCCGUGCAUCUCCCUGCAGCCACUUACAAAGGCCAUAACAUCACCUGUAUGUUUGACCACCCCAAAUUUACUCACAGGGAGUCAAGAGUCAUAACACUGCCAUCUUAUUAUUUGUCUGGAGUUCAUUUGUCAUAUUCUGGGAUGGAAAACAGGGAUGGUAGCAUCCAAACCACUGAGUAUUUAGAGCUGCAGGAAGGACAGACAGAUGCUUUAUUCACAGUGAAGGUCACUGGGAAUGUGCCGAGUUACAAUGUUACCUGCGAAAAAGAUGGUGGACCCGUACCUGAGGGUGUCAAUCUGGUUGGUAGCAGCCUCUCUGUUCAGGGUCCUGUAAAUCAUGUCUACGCUGGCCUGUAUGAAUGUGUCUUCUAUUAUCACCAUCACCGAGCAAUGCUACACUUUAACAUUACAGUUAGAACUCAGCCUGUUCCUCCCUCAAUACAAGUUGAUUUGCAGACUGACAAUGGAAGCAGCGUGAUUGAGUGCUCAGCAGCUGAUGCUGUUCCUGCAGCCAACAUGUCCUGGCUUCUACCAGAGGGUGUGUCUGGAGUCGCUUGGUUCAAUUUCACUUCUCAUAAUGGAAGCCACUCCGUCAGGGGAGUUUUACUCCUCCCUGCCUGCUCGCCUUGGGAGCUCACAGCGAAGUGUGUGAUAAAUCACCCUGCAUUUGAGAAACCAGAGAACAGAAGCAUAACGCUCCCUCUUUGCGAUCCACCUAACAUCACCCUCAGCUCCAGCACAGAGAGUAGAGGAGGUGAUGAGUACACAAAGGUGGAAUGCUCAGUGGAAAGUGUUGCCCCUGCAGCAGCCGUAACGUGGCAAGUUGGAAACAGUGACAGUAACAACAGCACCACUCAUGUGAUGGAAACUGAAGUCCAUGAAGUCCAGGCUGAUGGUCUGGUACUGGCUCAGAGCUCUGUGCACUUCCUGUCUUCUUUUUAUUCUGAUCAGAAUUUGACCUGUGUGGUGGAGCAUCCGAGCUUGGAGGCACCAGAGAAAAGAACAAUGCGCAUUCCUGGGCACACCCCCCCCGGUCUUCCUUCAGGAGCUCCUAUGCUGAGUGCAUCUCUAAAGAGGCAGUCAGGCUCCGAACUCUGGAUGGCAGAGUGUAUCUGCAGUGGGGACAAUGUUGGCACGAACCUGGCCUGGGUCCUUCCUGAAAAUGCCAAAGCCCAAACAUCCCUGGACUCAAGGUACGAAGGUCAUGUCCAGAAAGCUACGCUAACUUAUCAUUUUCCUCUGGCUCUUCAUGAGGGACAAGACCUGACCUGUGUGUACAACUCUGAACAUGGAUUCACAAACAGGAAGACAGUCCAUGUCCCCAGAUACUAUAUUUCAAUGAAAGUCUUGAACCACACAACGCCUCUGCAAAGCCGCUAUGGUGGUGAACCUGUCGCACGCAGACUGACUCUUCAGGAAAAUCAACACAACCAGAGAAUACUGCUCCACAUUGAGGGCAAUGUGCCGGAGUACAGUCUAUACUGCCAAAGAAGUGACGGCUCAUUUGUCCAAACGGAAAAGGCUGCAAUGGUCUUCAAGGCACAGCUCACAGAGCAGGACGAAGGCCUGUACACCUGCAGGGCGUAUUUCUAUCAUCACACAGCCACCGUUAACAUUCAAGUAGAGGUCACAAGUGAGGAUAAACAGUUUGUGACUGCAGCCGUCAUCUGCAUCUCUUCUGCUUCUGCCAUCAUUGUGAUCCUGGCCAUCGCUCUCUGGGUGUUCUGCAAAAUAACUGCCACAAGACAAUACAAGAAGCCAGAGUCUCUCUCAGCUUUGACAGCUCUGAUGCAGGAUCCAGGCUCUCCUGCUGUGAAGAAGCCAGCAGUUAUGGAUAAAGACAGCAAAGAAUAUGCUCAGCUGGUCAAUUACUCCAUAGUGAUCGACGUCAAGAGUACAGUGUGAGGAUAAAAUUGCAUAACAGGGCUUUGAAUCAUACGUUUAGCUUUACAAUGUGCAAGCAUCAAUGCAAAUAUGAAGGCUUGCAGACGCUGUAGCAUCAUUUAUGCUUUUAGAUGACAUUACUGUGAAUUACUCCAACUUGAAGGAUUCUCUGUUAGCAUUAAUGUGUUUAAAUGCAUUACUUUUGCACUUUUGAAAUAAUCUUACUUGAAGUUUGCUUUUGUUUUUCCAUGUUAUAUUUCUCUGGUCAUGUAUUGAUUUCAAGAUUUGACAAUAAAGUCAUUUGUUUUAU